This is a messenger RNA of Leptopilina heterotoma, 727 nucleotides long. It is a transcript of the gene ND-B22, whose product is annotated as NADH dehydrogenase [ubiquinone] 1 beta subcomplex subunit 9. The record is from RefSeq and is a predicted model, not a curated record. The coding region runs from base 137 to 568 and encodes 143 amino acids. The transcript is spliced from 2 exons. NCBI's taxonomy places the organism in Eukaryota, Metazoa, Arthropoda, Insecta, Hymenoptera, Figitidae. Gene Ontology annotation, biological process: mitochondrial electron transport, NADH to ubiquinone.
AGAAUUAUUUUUACUUUCAUGGUUAUUAGAUGAUAAUAUUUUACAUAAGUUUUGAGUAAUUUUUUUUUCCUUUCAACUGAAUGAAAUAGAGCAAAAUAAUCUUUGAAUUUUAUUGUUGGUGAUUGUUUUUGCAAAAAUGGCAAACAUCCCAACGGGAUUGUUGUCACACUCGCAAAAAGUUUGCCGUCUCUAUAAAGCUAUGCUUCGAAAUUAUGAUGCUUUUGCCGAUACGAAAGUUGAAUUCAGAUAUCAAGCAGUAAUUCUUAGAUCAAAAUUCGAUGCCAAUAAAAACAUUAAAGAUUUGAGAUUAGCAAAAAUAAAAUAUAACGAGGCUGUACAAUGGUUAUAUGCUAAUGAGCAUCCAAUACCAAAGAAAUUUCCCGAAUCUUUGGGUGGUUGUGCUUAUGGACGUGAGGUACUUGUUCCCGAUUGGAUAAUUGAUUGUUGGGAUCCUUGGGAAAAGGCAUUUUAUCCAAAAUACUUUGCCAAACGGGAACGAAGAAAGAAAGAAUACGUUGAGUUUUACAAAAAAACUUAUGGCGAGCCACCAAAAGAAGAUCAUCAUUAAAAAGAAAAGGGGGAAAAAAAAUUAUAAUUAUAAAUUACACGGAAAUUCCUUCCUUUUUUUGAGGAUCUAAAGAAAAAGGCUAGAAAUUUGUUAAAAAAUAGCAUUAUUUAAUUGUGAUUAAUAAAUAAAUAAAUAAUAAAAUUUAAUUCUAAAAUUAAA